Molecule: messenger RNA, 1768 nt
Organism: Brassica napus (rape)
Lineage: Eukaryota; Viridiplantae; Streptophyta; Magnoliopsida; Brassicales; Brassicaceae
Product: high mobility group nucleosome-binding domain-containing protein 5-like
Exons: 3
Coding region: 605-1768 (387 amino acids)
Source: RefSeq, a predicted model, not a curated record
GCCAUUGUAUAUAAACACGGGCCUUUAUAAUAGCGUUUUUGAAAUGUAUAAGCUAUCUUUGUAGUCGCGGGAAAAUAAAAUAAUUCAGCCGCGUUAAUUUGGUAAGUGGAGGCGCCUUACCAUUGCAAAUCAAAAACUAAAUGCUAUCGUAUAUGAAAAAAUAUAUUAAAAAUAACUUAAGUAUUAAUCGAAACCGAGACUUCAUUCUCUUCACUUCACUCUCUUCACAUUCCUCAAAAUCAAAACCGACUCAUCGAAGUUCUUCAGAGUUCUCUCGAGUCGAAGCUUCAAUUGGUAUGAGUUUCGAUUUGAUUCUGAGUUUAGAAUAGAGACUGGUUCUCUCGAGUCGAAUCUCUUUGAUUUUGGGUUUCUCUUUGAUUCAAAUCUCUUUUCACAUGCAUGUCCGCGUUAACACAUGAUUCGAUUUUGAUUGUGGGUUUCGAUUAGGUUUUGAAUAUGAUUGUGGGUUUCGAUUAGGUUUUGAAUAUGAUUGUGGGUUUCAGUUUGAUUUUGAAUAUGAUUGAAGGUUUCGAUUUGAUUUUGGGUUUAGAUUUUUUGAUCGAAUGGCUUGAUUUGAUUUUGGAUUUGUUUAUCAGUUUCAGAAAUGGCAAAGACAAGAGGACAAGUUGGUUCUCGUCGGAGUAGACGUAAUCAAGGCUUGGAGGUAGUAGAUCAAGAGGACAAGGCACCGCAACUAAAAGUGAAGAAAAGAACAGCAAAGAAAACGGCUUCCCCUAAAAAGAAUUUAGUUUUAACGCCAACGAGAAGAAGUAGUAGAAUCAAGAAAGUGGCUGCUGAAGAUGAUUACAUAGAAGAUGUAACACCAUCUGACGAUGAUGAGGUAGAAGAUGUUACACCUCCUAAGGAUGAUGAAGUACAAGAUGUAACACCUGCUCAGGAUGAUGAAGUAGAAGAUGUAACACCCGAAGAUAAGGAUGAUCAGGCUGAGAAGUCAAUGUCUGAAGAAGAUAAAGACGAUGAAGAGGAUGUCAAUGGGAAAGAGGAUGAAGAAGAUGGCGAUGUCAAUGGGAAAGAGAAUGAAGAAGAUGGAGAUCUCAAUGGGAAAGAGAAUGAAGAAGAACCGGCCAAUAUGGAAGAUGAUGGAGUUCUUAAUGAGAAAGGGAACGAAGAGGAAGCUUGCGAAGAAGAAGCUCGCGAUAUGGAAGAAGAUGGCACUGCGCAAGAUGAUGAGAUUCCUAGUACUGAAGGAGUUGAGCUAGCAGGGGAGGAAGUUCAAAAAAAAAAAAAAAGAGGACCUACAAAGUUGCGUAGAGUGGCUGAAAAUCCCAAUGAUAAGAUUAUGGUCACAUUCAAUGACAUUGGUGAGCAUGUUGGACCUGGUUCAGUAACACUAUCGUCGUUUCUUGGUCCUCUUGUGAGGGAACAUGUUCCGGUUACACUUGCCGAUUGGAGAAAACUUGAUGCAGCGACUAAAGCAACAAUGUGGGAAGAAAUUCAGGGGAGGUUUAACUUGCAAGAAGAGUGGCAGAAAGCUGUUAUUUUCAAGCAGCUGGGAAAUGUGUGGAGGGCUGGGAAGUCGAGGCUGGUGUCACAAGUACGUGUGGCGAAGACUGCAGCUGAGAGAAUAGCUUUAAAACCGAGCAACAUCCCAUCCCUUCAACUGUGGAACACUUGGGUUAAGAGUAAGACUACCAAAUCUUUCACAGAAACGAGUAACAAGUACAGAGCGAUGAGAAGAAAUCAGAUUCCUCACACCACCAGCCGCAAAGGAAUGCUUCGUUUAGCUGAUGAUAUGGUAAAAGAGUAG